This is a messenger RNA of Culex pipiens pallens (northern house mosquito), 1210 nucleotides long. RefSeq lists its product as uncharacterized. The record is from RefSeq and is a predicted model, not a curated record. The transcript has 2 exons. Bases 98 to 1210 code for a protein of 370 amino acids. NCBI's taxonomy places the organism in Eukaryota, Metazoa, Arthropoda, Insecta, Diptera, Culicidae.
UUACUUUGCAAACUUAUCUAAUUCUAAUUCUGAGUGUAACGACAUGUGUUAAACGCAAGACGAAACGUCACAGAAAAAAAACAAAGCGGUUCGCGUCAUGUUUUCCCAAGAAAAUUUUGAAAAUGACCCCGAAAGGCAGGUGGAGGAAGAUGAAGAGUCCGAGGAAAGCUACACGAAAGAAGAGUAUCUGAUAGAGGAUCAGCCGGAAGAAGUAAACCCCGAUAGACUCGAAGAAUCUAAUCCGGAAGCUGGCGGGAUCGAUUACGAUCCGUUUACGGACGACGAAGCUGGACCUUCUCCAUCCCCUCAGCGAGAGCAGGAACGCUCAAAAGCGAAGCGACGAAAGUGCGAAAAAUUGUUUUCAUUGGAAUGCAGUUUUUGUCAGAGAUUGUACCGAAGUCAGUUGAGGCCAAAAGAAAACUUCUCGGCGCAGAUCAGUGGCGAUUCUGUGCAGGAGGUGGUAGCAAAUAUGUGGGAGUCGGGAAAAAGCCUCAUCAAACGGGAAGUCAGAUUCGAAAAUGGAGUCCCGAAAUGGGCUUCUGGUGAAAUCCCCGGAGAAGAAUCCGCAGAAAAGUUCCUCAUCGUGUACGCUCAUAAAUCGUAUGCCACGACGAAUCUAACCUCGAAAAAGCUGCAAAAGUGGCGUGAUCAGAUUGUUAAGGUGUUUGUGUACGCUUACUCCAAGGAAGUUGAGACCAAGGGUCAGUAUGGGGAUGUUCUCAAAUACUUAAUCAAUCCCAAGAAUCCUGAUCGGGCUGGCGCCAACUCUAUGAGGGAGGAAGCUGCUUUGGCAAAAGAGUUGAGAGAGAAAAAUCCGCACCUCGAAGGUCAUUCCAGCUCCUGGCUGCUGUGGGCUACCACAAUUCACGCGGCCCCUGCCCACGAGCAAGAAGCUUUGAAGGAGGCGCAACAUCCCCCCAUCAACAUAUCGAAGUAUUUCCGUUGGGUAGGAGUGUCCGAGGCAGCUCUCCUAGAUUCAGUCCAUCGAGGAAUGGUCGUAGCGAAUACGGUCAAUUCGCGAUGGUCGAAGCAAAUCCGGGAGAUCAAGGAGGAUCUUCACACUGCAUUUAACAUCAUUCAAGGGGCAAUCAGGAAGGUGGAGACCAUGGAAGCGGAAUCGAACGCAAGCAUAGCAUGCGAUGGAAUCGGCUGUGCAACCCGAGGAGAGCGAGUUAAGCCAACAGUAGGCUUCGGUAUCGAUCACAUUUAA